CAUGUGUCUGUCUGUGUCUGUCCCUUCAGACACCAACAGGAGCACACUAGAGACCCUGUUAUCCUCAAUGCUCUACUGCACGUCUGCAAGACCAUGCACAACUCUGUAAAGUAAGUAGUCAACUGUGGGUGGGUGUGUUAUAAAGUGACCCUACUCUCUCUGUGUCCUUUAGCGCACUGACUCUGGAGGAUGAGAAGAGAUUUGGCCUCUGGCCUUACUGAUCAAUGGCUUCAUACGCAUGGCUGUGAACCAGCUGGCCGUGAAGACAAGCCGUGUGAUGAGGGGGAGCCACUCCCAUAAGACUGCUGCUUUUGUCAGGAGUGUUCGUAGACAGGGUAGUCUAGCCUUCUCUCUGUUUGGCUGCCUCUUGGCUCAUGGGGAGCUACGUAACAACAAACUCAACCUGUGGAAUCUGAGCCACACACGCACCUCCGUGAGGACACUAGAAUUCAUCAAGCGCCAGGCCCAGCAGCCAGACAUGGUUCAACACCUCACCCUGCAGUCUAGGACCUGAGGCCAUCAACUACAUCCCCUGUCCCAUACAUCUACAGGGCCUUCAGAAUGUUUUCACACCCCUUGACUUUAGCAUUUUGUGAUACAGCCUGAAUUUUAAAAUGAUUACAUUUGGAUUAAUUUUGUCACUGGCCUACACACAAUAUCCGAAAAUGUCAAAGUGGAAUUGUUAUUCAAAAUGUUUACAAAUGUAUAAAAAAUAUAAAGCUGAAAAGUCUUGAGUCAAUAAGCAUUCAACCCCUUUGUUUUGUUUAAAAAUAAAUCAGUUCAGGAGUAAAGAUUUGCUUAACAACUC
Molecule: messenger RNA, 808 nt
Organism: Oncorhynchus mykiss (rainbow trout)
Lineage: Eukaryota; Metazoa; Chordata; Actinopteri; Salmoniformes; Salmonidae
Source: RefSeq, a predicted model, not a curated record